AUGAAGAUCCCCUACAUCGGUGAGUUCUGUGGCGCAACGUUCCUCAAGAGCUAUGCCUACUUCUCGCAAAGCACUGUGGGCCAGUUUAUGACCUUCACCGCGGACUGCGCUGUGAAGACUGCAAAGAUCGUACACCCUAACGACCCAGUUGAAAGAUCCGUAGUGGAGGAGAAGGAUCCUAAAUACAACGUCUUCCUGCACUGGAACCGUAGCGGGGACAACGGUGGCUUCGUGGCGGUGCUCAUAGCGGACGAUGAAUACCCACAACGAGUAGCUCAUCAGCUGCUCAACAAAGUCGCCGAAGAGUUCAUCGUCAAGCACCCUAAGCGAACCUGGGAACACGCCACCUCCAACACUACGCUUCCCUUCCCCGAACUUAACACAUACAUCGUUGAUUGGCAGAAACCGGAAAAAGCGGAUGCUAUAACGAGGAUACAGAAGGAGCUAGAUGAGACUAAGAUCGUACUGCAUCAGACCAUCGAAUCGGUCCUGGAGCGAGGCCAGAGGAUAGACGAGUUGGUCGCAAAGUCUGACAAUCUGAGCGCGCAGAGCAAGUUGUUCUUCAAAACUGCCAAGAACCAGAAUUCGUGCUGUGUGGUGAUGUAG
Molecule: messenger RNA, 606 nt
Organism: Mytilinidion resinicola
Lineage: Eukaryota; Fungi; Ascomycota; Dothideomycetes; Mytilinidiales; Mytilinidiaceae
Product: synaptobrevin
Exons: 7
Coding region: 1-606 (201 amino acids)
Biological process (GO): endoplasmic reticulum to Golgi vesicle-mediated transport
Cellular component (GO): membrane; Golgi apparatus
Molecular function (GO): SNAP receptor activity
Source: RefSeq, a predicted model, not a curated record